Drosophila ananassae is the source of this 1863-nucleotide messenger RNA. RefSeq names its product lachesin (gene DIP-alpha). Gene Ontology annotation, cellular component: neuron projection. Bases 31 to 1761 code for a protein of 576 amino acids. The record is from RefSeq and is a predicted model, not a curated record. NCBI's taxonomy places the organism in Eukaryota, Metazoa, Arthropoda, Insecta, Diptera, Drosophilidae. The transcript has 9 exons.
AUGUCGGUGCGGAAUUUUUGAGUUUUCCAAAUGCGAAUCACAGCGAAACGGUUUUCACAACUCUUGCAGCGCUGUCAGGUCGAUCGGAAUGGCAAAAUGCUGAUCCUUCUGCUGAUAACGGUUUCCCUCCUGGAAGCAAUUGGCGCCUUUCAACCGGAGUUUGUGGAAAGCAUUUCCAAUGUGUCCGUCGCGGUUGGACGCGAUGCCACCUUCACGUGUCACGUCCGCCACUUGGGCGGCUAUCGGGUGGGCUGGCUCAAGGCCGACACGAAGGCCAUUCAGGCGAUACACGAGAACGUGAUCACGCACAACCCGCGUGUCACAGUGAGCCACUUGGACCAGAGCACCUGGAACCUGCACAUCAAGGCCGUCUCCGAGGAGGAUCGGGGCGGCUACAUGUGCCAGUUGAAUACGGAUCCCAUGAAGAGUCAGAUAGGCUUCCUGGACGUGGUAAUACCGCCGGAUUUCAUCAGCGAGGACACCUCGUCGGAUGUGAUUGUGCCGGAGGGCAGUUCGGUGCGAUUGACAUGUCGGGCCCGUGGCUAUCCGGAACCGAUUGUCACCUGGCGGCGUGAAGAUGGCAACGAAAUUGUCCUCAAGGACAACGUGGGAACCAAGACCUUGGCUCCCUCAUUUCGCGGCGAGGUUCUGAAGCUGUCGAAGAUCUCAAGGAACGAGAUGGGCUCCUAUUUAUGCAUAGCCUCCAAUGGAGUCCCCCCUUCGGUUUCCAAGCGCAUCUCCCUCAGCAUUCACUUUCAUCCAGUCAUCCAAGUGCCGAAUCAAUUAGUCGGCGCACCACUUGGCACUGAUGUUCAAAUCGAGUGUCACGUCGAGGCCUCGCCCAAAUCAAUUAACUACUGGAUUAAGGACACGGGUGAAAUGAUAGUCACUUCGAGCAAGUACCACGUCCAGGAAAAGUCCCAGUCCAUGUACGAGACUCAAAUGGUGAUGAUUGUGCGGAAGUUCCAGAAGGACGAUGUCGGAUCCUAUCGCUGUAUUGCCAAGAACUCCUUGGGCGAGGUCGACAGCAGUAUUCGUCUCUACGAAAUCCCUGGACCGAACCGCAAUAAAAACCCGGGCGGCAAGGGCGGAGGCGUGUCCGGCGGGGGCGGUGGCGGCGGCGGAGCCGGAUCCGGCAACCUGGAUGCGGAUGCCAAUGACAUUUUAAAGCAGAAACAACAAGUCAAAGUCACCUACCAGCCGGACGACGAGGAGCUGCAGUACGGAUCCGUUGAGGAUUUCGACGGCGAUGGCGGGGAGGGUAUGGGCGGAGUAGGUGGCGGGGGUCCGUUAUCGCCACACGUUUACUAUACCAGCGGCAAUAAACCGCCCACACAUAAGCCGGGCGGCGGCAGCAACUCCGGCGGCAAUCAGCAUCAGCAUCAACAUCAGCAGCAACAUCACCACCACCAUCACCACCAGCAGCAUGGCGGGGCAGGGGCCGGGGCAGGCGGCGGUCAAGGGGGGGCCGGCGAAAUGGGCGGGGGCGGGGGCAUCACACGUAAGCCGCCGCCCUAUUACGGCAUCGGCAAUACGGAAGUACGCGGCGCCAUCGACAACAACGAAAUGAGCUCCGGCGUUUCGCGACUCCGAGGGGCAUUCCCCCUGCUCACCCUACUCCCCCUGCUCCACCUGCUCAUGCCACUGUCCUGCCUCCCCCUCUCCACGCCCCGCUAUCACCAGAGUUGGCACUGUCGACAGCCGCUCUUAAUGGGUUUGUCCGCCGUGUCCGGCUUUCUGCUCACGCUCUGCCUCUUAUAAUACGCAGUCUAAAGGACUCGCAAAAAAAAAAAAAAAAAAAUAAACCAAAAAAAGAACAGGAAAAAACAGGACACUCACACUCCAUAUUCACAAAAAAAAAUU